GGGCACCGGUGGGUGGCACUGGUGGGCACAGGUGGGUGGCACUGGUGGGCACAGGUGGGUGGGCACUUCUGGGCACAGGUGGGUGCUCUGCUGGGCACAGGUGGGUGCUCUGCUGGGCACAGGUGGGCGGAGCUAGUGGGCACACUGCUGGGCACAGGUGGGCGGAACUUGUGGGUGGCACUGCUGGGCACCGAUCAUCAGGGCACUGAUCAUCAGUGCCCUGAUGAUCGGUGCCGAUCCCCGCUCUGACAACUGCCGGUUCUCGGCAGUACUUUCCUCACGAUCUGACAGCGUGAGGAAAGUGCAGCCGAGAACCGGCAAUUGAAU
Messenger RNA from Staurois parvus, 327 nucleotides. Lineage: Eukaryota; Metazoa; Chordata; Amphibia; Anura; Ranidae. The record is from the annotation of a GenBank genome assembly.